Messenger RNA from Camelus dromedarius (Arabian camel), 1954 nucleotides. It is a transcript of the gene AK8, whose product is annotated as adenylate kinase 8. NCBI's taxonomy places the organism in Eukaryota, Metazoa, Chordata, Mammalia, Artiodactyla, Camelidae. Gene Ontology annotation, molecular function: nucleoside diphosphate kinase activity; ATP binding; AMP kinase activity. Bases 342 to 1838 code for a protein of 498 amino acids. Gene Ontology annotation, cellular component: cytoplasm. The transcript is spliced from 13 exons. The record is from RefSeq and is a predicted model, not a curated record. Gene Ontology annotation, biological process: nucleobase-containing compound metabolic process.
UGAGGCCCUAACGUCUGGGCCAGGGCGCGUUGGCGGAACCAGAAGCGGGAUCCGCCUCCCGCCCUCUCGGGGGCCGAGGUGCCCCGGGGUGUUGUGCGCUGUCACGGCACAGAGGGCGCCUCUGACCCCAGGAGGCCACGGCUGAGGCACCUCACUUGAGGUGCCUCACUGAGGCGUGCAGACGGGAAGGGGAGGCCGGGGGAAAGCAUUUGCCCCAGGCGGCGGGACGAAACCAGCAGAAGAGCCCGAGGCCAGGCCCAUCGCCGGGCCGGCGGGCCAGGCGCGCUGAUGACGUAACGGCGCCCUUGGCGACGGCGGUCACCAGGGAGCGGCGCGCGCCGAUGACGCGCGGCCCUAGCGACGCCGGUCACCAGGGAGCGGCAGCGCUGCACGGUGGCAUGGACGCGACCACCGCCCCGCACCGCAUCCCGCCGGAAAUGCCCCAGUAUGGGGAGGCGAACCACGUCUUCGAGAUGAUGCAGAACAUGCUGGAGCAGCUCCUGAUCCACCAGCCCAAGGACCCCAUCCCGUUCAUGAUUAAUCACUUGCAACGAGACAACGAUUAUGUGCCGAAGAUCGUAAUAUUAGGUCCACCCGCCUCGGGGAAAACCACUAUAGCCAUGUGGCUUUGCAAACAUCUGAAUAGCAAUCUUCUCAGCGUGGGGAACUUGAUAGCAAAAGAAUUUUCCUCUCUGGCUGCAGAUGCCAGGAGGCAUUAUCAGAAAUUCAAGACGGUGCCCAGCAUGCUGCUCAUCAGACUGGUUCAGGAGCGCCUGUCGGAAGAGGACUGCGUCAGGCGGGGCUGGAUUCUGGACGGCAUCCCUGAAACGCGAGAGCAGGCUCUGAUGAUCCAGACCGUGGGCAUCGUCCCCAGACACGUCAUCGUGCUGAGCGCGCCAGACACGGUCCUGAUUGAGAGAAACUUGGGGAAGAGACUUGACCCUCAGACUGGAGAGGUUUAUCAUACCACCUUCGACUGGCCCCCUGAAUCUGAAAUCCAGAACCGACUGAUGGUGCCAGCAGGCAUCUCAGAAGGGGAGACCGCGCAGAAGCUGCUGGAGUAUCACAGGAACAUCACCAGGAUCCUCCCCUCGUACCCCAAAAUCCUGAAAGUCAUCCCUGCUGACCAGCCGUGUGUGGACGUCUUCUCCCAGGCUCUGACCUAUGUCCAAAGCAUCCAUAGAUCUAAUGCCCCGUUCACCCCGAGGGUGCUGCUGUGCGGGCCCGUGGGCAGCGGGAAGAGUCUGCAGGCCGCCCUCCUGGCCCAGAAGUACGGCCUCGUCAACGUCUGCUGUGGACAACUGCUCAAAGAGGCUGUGGCAGACAAGUCGAAAUACUGCGAGAUGAUCCUGCCCUUUUUCGAAAAGGAGACAGCAGUCCCUGACAGCAUCAUCAUGAAGGUGCUGAGCCAGCGCCUGGACCAGCAGGACUGCGUCGAGAGAGGCUGGGUGCUGCACGGCUUCCCGCGAGACCUGGACCAGGCGCACGUGCUGGACAGCUGGGGCUACAAGCCCAACAGGGUGUUCUUCCUGAACGUGCCGUUCGAUUCCAUCGCGGAGCGGCUGACCCUGAGAAGAACCGACCCCGUCACGGGAGAAAGGUACCACCUCAUGUACAAGCCACCUCCAACCAUGGAGAUCCAGGCCCGCCUCCUGCAGAACCCAAAGGAUGCUGAAGAGCGGAUCAAGCUCAGGAUGGACCUGUUCUACAGGAGCGCUGCGGACCUGGAGCAGUUCUACCGGCAGGCCAUCACCCUCAACGGGGACCAGGACCCCUACACGGUCUUCGAAUACAUAGAGAGUGGGAUCAUUAAUCCCUUACCCAAGAAAGUCCCCUGAUGGGUCCAGAGCCAGGAGCACCCCCCAGGGAAACAAAGUUAACCCUCACCCCCACCUUCUGGAACCUCAGCCAAGCCAAUAAAGAGUGUAUAGGCUCAUGUGUUCUGAGAGAUGAA